Molecule: messenger RNA, 369 nt
Organism: Chenopodium quinoa (quinoa)
Lineage: Eukaryota; Viridiplantae; Streptophyta; Magnoliopsida; Caryophyllales; Amaranthaceae
Product: putative lipid-binding protein AIR1
Exons: 1
Coding region: 1-369 (122 amino acids)
Source: RefSeq, a predicted model, not a curated record
AUGGCCUCCAAAAACACCGCCUCAAUUGCUCUCUUUCUUGUGUUUAACCUUGUUUUGCUUAACGUAGCCUUUGCUUCAUAUGUAGCACGUCCUCUUAAGUCAUGCCCCCCGGAUACCCUUAAGUUGAACGUGUGCGCAGAUGUGCUUGAUCUUGUUCACCUUCGCGUUGGAUCUCCUAAGAAGGCAGCUUGUUGUAGCCUUGUAGGUAACCUUAUUAAGCUUGAUGCCGCUGCCUGCCUUUGCACUGCGGUUCAUGCUAAUGUGUUAGGCCUUGUUAACCUCAACCUCAAUGUUGAUCUUACGGCUCUUGUCAACUAUUGUGAUUGCAAGCUCCCUAGUGGCUUCCUAUGCCCUCCUCGUCAUGCCUAA